Messenger RNA from Macrobrachium nipponense, 477 nucleotides. RefSeq names its product protein GVQW3-like. NCBI's taxonomy places the organism in Eukaryota, Metazoa, Arthropoda, Malacostraca, Decapoda, Palaemonidae. Bases 1 to 477 code for a protein of 158 amino acids. The record is from RefSeq and is a predicted model, not a curated record. Gene Ontology annotation, molecular function: nucleic acid binding. The transcript has 2 exons.
AUGUCGGAGCGCAUCGAGCAGCGCUACUGCAUUAAGUUCUGCUACAAGCUUGGUGAUACACAAGUGCAAACUAUCCAGAAGAUUCAGCAAGCCUUUGGCGACGAAGCCAUGGGAAUAACACAGAUAAAGGAGUGGUAUAAUCGCUUCAAGCAAGGACAAAUCUCAGUUGAGAGCAAGCCACGGUCAGGCAGGCCAUCCACCAGCAGAAACGAAGAAUUCGUUGAAAAUGAUCGUCGAAUAGUGGAGGACGACCGUCGUAUAACCAUCAAAGAAAUUACUGAAGAAUUGCUGGUGGAACAGCAGAAACAACUCCGCCUGGAAAUUGCACAAGACCUGCUUGACUGUGCUAACAGUGACUCUGACUUCAUGAAGACUAUCAUCACUGGUGAUGAGACAUGGGUGUACUCUCCAGACAUGGCAUCUUGUGACUUCUGGCUGUUCCGUAAAAAGAAAGCAACUCUAAGGGAAGCGUUUUGA